Molecule: messenger RNA, 1303 nt
Organism: Nannospalax galili (Upper Galilee mountains blind mole rat)
Lineage: Eukaryota; Metazoa; Chordata; Mammalia; Rodentia; Spalacidae
Gene: Miox
Product: myo-inositol oxygenase
Exons: 9
Coding region: 437-1156 (239 amino acids)
Biological process (GO): inositol catabolic process
Cellular component (GO): cytoplasm
Molecular function (GO): iron ion binding; inositol oxygenase activity
Source: RefSeq, a predicted model, not a curated record
CCCCCCACCCACAGGUUCUUUGUGGGUCCAGGUCUCCUAAAAUCACCUUCUACCUGCAAGGGUAUCUGCUGCUGUCUCUUAACCAGUAUCUUCUCACACUGGAAGCAGGUAUCAACUGACAUUAGCUGACUGCACAGAUAAGGACCACUGGAGUGAGAACUCUGGUUUUGCCAAGGCUGGUGCAUGGCUGCACUGAUGUGGACAUGGGAUGAGGCUGUGCCUUAGGAGUCUUAGUUGCCAGCCCCGGGGGGAUCUCUACUUCCUUGUGGACUUGGCACGAUGGUGAAAUGUGUCAAAUCCCUUAUCCAACCAGGGCCCAGACCCUUCCCUGGUCUAUCGACCUGAUGUGGACCCAGAGUUGGCCAAAAGUAAGGGCAACUUCCGAAACUACACUUCAGGACCACUCCUGGACCGUGUCUUCACUACCUACAAGCUCAUGCACACGCACCAGACAGUGGACUUCGUCAACAGGAAGCAUAUCCAGUUUGGGGGCUUCUCCUACAAGAAAAUGACAGUCAUGGAGGCUGUGGACAUGCUAGAUGAUCUGGUGGAUGAAUCAGACCCAGACGUAGACUUCCCCAAUUCUUUCCACGCCUUCCAGACAGCAGAGGGCAUCCGGAAAGCCCACCCAGACAAGGACUGGUUCCACCUCGUCGGACUUCUGCAUGAUCUGGGGAAGGUCCUCGCUCUGUGGGGGGAACCUCAGUGGGCAGUUGUUGGGGACACAUUCCCUGUGGGCUGUCAUCCCCAGUCCUCUGUGGUGUUCUGCGACUCUACUUUCCAGGACAAUCCUGACCUACGGGACCCUCGAUAUAGCACAGAGCUUGGCAUGUACCAGGCCCACUGUGGACUCGAGAAUGUCCUUAUGUCCUGGGGCCAUGAUGAGUACCUGUACCAGAUGAUGAAGUUCAACAAGUUCUCCCUGCCCUCAGAGGCCUUCUACAUGAUCCGAUUCCACUCCUUCUACCCCUGGCACACGGGUGGUGACUACCAGCAACUGUGCAGCCAGCAAGACCUGGACAUGUUGCCCUGGGUACAAGAGUUCAACAAGUUUGACCUCUACACCAAGUGUCCUGAUCUGCCUGAUGUGGACAGCCUGAGGCCCUACUACCAGGGGCUGAUUGACAAGUACUGCCCUGGUGUCCUGAGCUGGUGAUGCUGCCAACACCCUACCAAAUAUUGAACCAGUACCUAGGUUGGUCACCAUUAGGCACAAUGACAACCCAAUCCAGUCUUGCUUGGGGUCCCAUACACCUGCCUACUGUCACCACUCCUCAUGGUCUCUUUUGGCAGGUAUCAGUAA